ACAAUCGUUGCCUCGUCCGUUGAUGCAGUCGAGAAGGUCCUCAAGACAUAUGAUCACAUCUUUGCUAAUAGGCCUCAUCAUGAGGCAUCUCAACAUUUGGCUUGUGGCCAAAAGAAUUUGGUAUUUGCAAAGUAUGAUGUGUAUUGGCGCAACAUACGAAAAUUGUGCACAGUGCACCUUUUGAGCAAUCAAAAGAUCAAUUCAUUUCAAUCCAUGAGAAAACAAGAAGUUGAACUUCUUAUUGAGUCGCUUAAAAAGGAAAGCUAGUGAUCGUGUAGUUGUUGAUCUUAGUGCAAAGGUUACGUCCUUGAAUGCUAACUUGACUUGCUUAAUGGUGUUUGGAAAGAAGUACAUGGAUGAGGACUUGGAAAAAAGGGGAUUCAAAGCUAUUGUUCAAGAUGUUGUGCAUUUAUCAGCAACACCAAUCUUGGUGAUUUUUUCCCCUUCCUUGGUGCUAUUGAUCUCCAGGGUAUCACUCACAAGCUCAAGGAUCUUUCGAAGGUGUUUGAUGAGUUCCUUGACAAGAUUAUUGAUGAACACGUUAACCCUCAUGAACAGAAACAAAAUAAGGACUUUGUGGACACCAUGAUGGACAUAAUGCAAUCUGGAGAAGCAAAAUUUCAGUUUGAUCGUCGUCACAUAAAAGCUAUCCUCUUUGACAUGCUUAUAGCUGCAAUGGACACUACAGCAUCAUCAACGGAAUGGAUACUCACCGAACUUCUUAGGCACCCCCAAGUGACGAAGAGACUUCAAAAGGAGUUGCAAGAAGUGGUAGGCUUCGAUAGAAUAGUGGAAGAAUCCGACCUGGAGAAUUUAAACUACUUAGACAUAGUUGUCAAAGAGGGCCUGAGGCUGCAUCCUGUAGCGCCACUAUUUUAUCAUGAGUCCAUGGAAGAUUGUGUAGUCGAUGGUUUCCACGUACAAAAGGGAUCCCGAAUCAUAAUAAAUUGUUACGCGAUUCAUAGGGAUCCAAAUGUUUGGCCUGAGCCUGAGAAGUUUUCGCCUGAGAGAUUUGUUGGGAGCAGUGUAGAUUUUCGUGGACGCGACUUUCAACUGCUACCAUUUGGCUCUGGGAGAAGAAGCUGCCCUGGGAUGCAGUUGGCAGUUACCAUUGUCCGCCUUGUGGUGGCACAGUUGGUGCAUUGCUUUGAGUGGGAGCUUCCAAAUGGUAUUGAGCCUUGUGAUUUAGACAUUGAUGAGAAGUUUGGGAUUGUAACAUGUAGAGAUAAGCCUUUGCUGGCUAUUCCUACUUAUAGACUAAAGAAAUGAUGCAAAUACAAUGCAUAUAA
Molecule: messenger RNA, 1289 nt
Organism: Solanum tuberosum (potato)
Lineage: Eukaryota; Viridiplantae; Streptophyta; Magnoliopsida; Solanales; Solanaceae
Product: cytochrome P450 CYP736A12-like
Exons: 2
Coding region: 586-1269 (227 amino acids)
Molecular function (GO): iron ion binding; oxidoreductase activity, acting on paired donors, with incorporation or reduction of molecular oxygen; heme binding
Source: RefSeq, a predicted model, not a curated record